AUGGCCUUUACCCUUGCCCUUUCCGAUUACGAUGCCUUCGCCAACCGCGACCACAUAACACUCUUCGACGCGCUUACACCGCUCAAACUUUCAAAGGAAGUUGGUUGGGAGACCUGGAAUGACUCCCUUCGGCAAGGUCUGAAAGCCAUUGACAGGCGUCUUUGGCCCAUUCUCCAAGGCUCUCUCGGCCAACCUCAUGAGCACAUGAACGAUGAGGAGAUUGCUACUAUUAUCUCUCUCACCAACGGUCAUCCUCGAUGCUACCCCACACAAGAACUCAUUGACAAGGGCAGGAAGGAUAUCGAGGAGCACGCCAGUGACUAUGACCAUCUUUGCAGGGUUGGGAAUGGGCUCAUUCGCAGAACGCUGGGCCCUACGGCGCUUACUAUGGUGGCUCAUACAGUGAGCUUCAAGGAUACUUAUUCCAAACUGGAGCAGAUCUACAAUAGCAACAGCUUCCGCAGGACAAUGCGAUUGUACAAGAAAUGGACCGAAGUAACCUUCGGCAAUGAUGAAACAGCUCAUGACUUUCUAAUUCGCUUCCAGUCUGCACUUGGUUUCCUUGAGAAGGGCAUUCGGCCUCGAAGUCCGUAUACUGUGUUCCGCCAGUUUAUGAAAGCCAUCUACCAUCAUCGGGACAGUUCUCGAUUCAUGGAAACGUUCGAGGUUAGGAUAUUCGACAAGAACACUAUGGAAGAUGUUUACUCUUACUUCGAGGACUUCUUUGGCGAUAAUUGUGUGAUUGUGUUCAACGCAGCCAAUACCGCCCAACGUUGA
This is a messenger RNA of Penicillium longicatenatum, 777 nucleotides long. RefSeq lists its product as uncharacterized. Bases 1 to 777 code for a protein of 258 amino acids. The record is from RefSeq and is a predicted model, not a curated record. Lineage: Eukaryota; Fungi; Ascomycota; Eurotiomycetes; Eurotiales; Aspergillaceae. The transcript has a single exon.